Messenger RNA from Oenanthe melanoleuca, 2142 nucleotides. RefSeq lists its product as uncharacterized. The transcript is spliced from 15 exons. The record is from RefSeq and is a predicted model, not a curated record. The coding region runs from base 1 to 1995 and encodes 664 amino acids. Gene Ontology annotation, cellular component: cytoplasm. NCBI's taxonomy places the organism in Eukaryota, Metazoa, Chordata, Aves, Passeriformes, Muscicapidae.
AUGAAUCCAGGCAGUGAUGUAGAGCAGAAAGCCCCAAGCAUGCCCAAGCUGGUCUUGGGGAAGCAGGAGAAAGAAGCUGCUGGAACUACCCGAGCACAGCAGCCUGAAGAGGUGGAGCAGUUCCAGCCAGCGCAGGAGGGUGCAGCCAUGGAGCGCACACGAGAGCAGCAACGCACCCAUGGCCUCUUCCGCACAACAGCGCAGAUGGUUUGCAAAUUCAUGAAGAGAAUUUGCGAGGAAGAGACCAGCGUCAUGGGCACUGUGGUCAGAGCAUACUCUCCCAUCUUCAAAACCAAGACCAGUGCUGCCCUGCUGGAUAUGCUUGUGCAGGAGGGUCCUUCCAAUCCAAAGCAAGUGCCCGCUAUGGUGAGGUACAUCCACCAGUGGCUCACUGCCAAUGAGAGGCCUGAGUACAAUGUGUACAGGCCCCUUCUGGAUCUGACAGAGGCACAGCCCACUGAUGUGGUGAUGGCUCUCCUGCGUGUGGCCCCAUCAUGUGACAGAGCUGCUAUGGCCAUGUGGAAGAGCAUCAUGUGCUCGUGCAGGACUGCAGAGCCAGCCAUGCUGACACUCCUUGAUGUGAUGGGCAAGUGGCCAGAGCACAGAACGAGCACCUCCGAUGGGGACUGCACAGCUGUCCUUGCCCUGGCUGCAACUCUGGUGAUGUGGAAGAUCCUCCAGGUGCCCUGCAUCCCACAUGUUGUGACCCUAUAUUUCUCCCGCCUCUUUGCGAAUCUGCUCUUCCAAGUGCUCUCCAGCACACUGGAUAUGCCAGAGCCAGUCGAUACCUUCUGGAAGGGGUGCCAGCAGCAACAUGGCCUUGCCACCAACCCCAACAGCUUUGCAGAGCAGACCCUGAAGGCCCUGCUCUGCCGACUGCACUAUAGGGAUGUGGUGGUGGCACUGGAAGACAAGAGUGCCUGGGACACACUGCUCUGUGCUGACACCCAGCACUGUGCUGUAGGUGUGCUGGCCAGAGAAAUGCACCACGCAUCCGUAGCCUUGUGUUCCGAGAUUGCCUUCUACCUGCUCGGGCUGCUCGGCAAAGACAUGCCAUUCUGGGAUUUGGCCAUCACGGCGUUCCUUGUGGAGAUCCUCCAGGGCCUGGACUGGAGUGAAUGGCACGAGCGCGUCCUGGACACCAUGUCAAAGAACCUGCAGAGCGAGUGCAGGGAGAGGCAGCGCCUGGCACUCAGAGGCCUCGUGGUGCUCGGCAAGAACAUCUCCAUGGCCAUACGAAUGUGGAGCCUGCACGCAAGGCUCGUGGAGCUCCUGCGGGAAAAUGACAGUGACGUGGUUAGGAUGAGCAUCGUUCUCCUCAGCUGUCUGUUCCCGUACAGUGGCACCAUGAUAGAAACGCCCCUAGCCCUGCAGCUGGCUGAGGCGCUCCUGCCACUCUUUGACAACGAUGAUAGCCAGGUGAAGUUGUGCUCCAUGUUCAUCUUCCGAGAGAUGAUGGACUUUUCAUCGCAAAGGAUAAAAAUGGCCCUGAAGUCACACGUGCAGCAGAGCCUGCUCCCACUCUCCUUCCACUGCCACGAUGAGAACCAGCGCGUGGCUGAGGUCUCCCGGGCCACGCUGCAUUCUUCAGCCAGGUUCCUGAAGAGGAGGGACCUCCAAGAGAUGCUGCAGGUGGACCAGACCUGGAGUGUUGGUGUGCACCUGCUGGCAGAGGACAGGAGCCGAGCGGCCGAGCACCUGCGCCAGGCCCUGCCGUACCUGCAGAGCCCACAGGAGCCCCUGCGAGUGGCGGCCGUCAGGUUCAUGGGAAUGGCCGGGCAGUGCCUGAGGGGGCAGCAGGAAGAGCUUCAGAUCAUCUGUGAGGCCCUUGAAGACAUGGCAGAUGAUGCCAGCUUUGCUGUCCGAAGUCUGGCAAUUCAAACUUCGCACGUUCUCAGGGCAGUAGAGCGGCCUCCCAUCUCCAUGUUCCAGAGGCUGCGAGAUCAGCUCUGCCGGGCAUGGGAGACACGGCCUCAUCUGUCAGGCCUCGGCUGACUGCACUGCUGAAGUUCUGUGGAGAGCUGAUCUGGGAGGCUCUGUCUCCUGGGUAGCCACCUGGCCCAGCAGGGAUUUUUUUUUUUUUCCAGAUUGUUCUUUUCUUCUUUGUGUUUUCCUUUGGUGUAGAAAUAUAGGAUGUGUUAG